This is a messenger RNA of Neoarthrinium moseri, 2583 nucleotides long. RefSeq lists its product as uncharacterized. Bases 1 to 2583 code for a protein of 860 amino acids. The record is from RefSeq and is a predicted model, not a curated record. NCBI's taxonomy places the organism in Eukaryota, Fungi, Ascomycota, Sordariomycetes, Amphisphaeriales, Apiosporaceae. Gene Ontology annotation, molecular function: oxidoreductase activity. The transcript has 6 exons. Gene Ontology annotation, cellular component: cytoplasm.
AUGGCACCGACGACACCGAGACUAAAGAUCCUUUCAGUCCUCCCAAGCGCCCUUCCCAUCUCUGCCUGUCCUGUCGCUACAUUCCACGGCCCAAUCUUGUAUACCAUACCUGCCCUGCCCGUCGUACUUGAAGCGCGUCCUACCCCAUCCCCGUCUGACCUGGCCGUUCUUGGUGCUACCGCUAGAUGGAAACAGCGAAGAACCCUAUCCCUAAGCCCCCAAGAUCCUCUCGCUCAGUCCAUUGCCUCACUCGCUACCCUCAUUGCCGCGACGUGCCAUCACUUUUUUCCCCUAUCGUUCAACCUCCGCUCCACCCGGGAGCAGAGCCUGGCGCCGGCAUAUGCAGCUUUGGGAGGUAAUGCCGUGUCUGCUUUCCUCUCGUGGAGGCUUCAGGCCACCAAUGCUUGCGACGUAACGCUGGUGUGGAAGUCGAAUUUCGAAGCAGUCCACCAAUAUGGUAUCACAUUCAAGUCUGCCUCAUUUGGCAACGAGCGCUUCAAGCCUCGACAGGUUGUCAAAACACCAGAAGAUGCCGCUCAGGGCAAAGCGACGUACGACUAUGUCAUUCUCUGUAUAAAAGCACUCCCAGACGUAUACGAUCUCGCAUCCGUCAUAGACUCGGUGGUGACGCCGCAGCACACAUGCAUUUUGAUCAAUACCACACAUACUUUGGGCAUCGAAGCGCUCAUCGAAGAGAGAUUCCCCACCAACGUCGUUUUAUCCCUCGUAUCGAACGCCGAGAUUUCGCAGCUUGGCCAGAGCGAGUUCGAGCACAAGGGAUCGACAGAAAUCUGGGUCGGGCCUGCGAACAAGAGCGGCAGUAUUCCUGCGUCGAUACAGGACGACAUGGCUCAGGCUCUGGCUAUGACCCUGAGCACUGGACGCGUCGAUUGCAAGGUGUCGUCUAACAUCCGACAACAGCAGUUCGAGCGCGUGAUUGGUCCCAUUGCCUUCCAUCCAGCCAGCGUCAUUUUCGAAACCUCGUCGCAUACUGCGCUCCUGGAAAAGACCGGCGUCCGCCAGCUAGUCUCGGACGUUAUUGACGAGCUUAUCGAGCUUGCAACUACUCAGGGCUGCAAACUCGGCCCAGACUUCAAAGAGAAUGCCAUCAAAGAGCAGUGCCAGAUACAAGAGCCGAGUAUUAUGUGGCAAGACUACAUGGCAAGACGACCCAUGGAGGUUGAGACUUUCCUCGGAUCGCCCAUCAAGCUCGCUCAGACAUUGGGAGUCAAGUUGCCACGGAUAGAAACGCUAUAUGCAGUCUUCCACCACUUGAACAUGGUCAAUCAGAGCCGGCCCAAGGAAACUAAUGGUCUAGCAACCGUCCCUGGUUCGCCAUCUGCACCGAUGCCCGGGCCUAGAAUGUCGUCCAAUGGACCACCGCCUCGCAGUGUUUCUAAUGGAAUCCCGAACGGCAACGGCAUGCGGCCACGGCCGAGGAAUUCGUCUAACUUCAGCGGCCCGCCCCCUGGUAUGCGACGACCCCCUCCUGGUGGUCCUCCGAACGGCUAUCGCGGUCCUCCGGGCGGCGGUUACGCGCCCUCUUCGCGGCAGCCGUCGAGGCGUGGUUCCAUGGAGGACGAUCUGGGCGAGUUCAGCCACCUUGUCCUCUACGAUGACAUUCCUGAGGGUGGAGACGCUGGUUACCCCGGCGAGAACGGCGAGUUUCGCGACAGGGAAGUGGCACUCCGCCAACGCGACAUGGCCCUCAAGGAACAAGAAUUCCGCAUGAGACGUGGUCCACCACCACCAGGACCCAGGCGGCGCCCACCUCCGCGGGCUGGCGGCGCCGGUAUGUAUGAUGACGAAGACGAAGAGGGCGAUUACUUUGACCCCAACGCUCUUAUCGUCCCUUCAGUUGAUCCUGACCAGGUCGAUAUGAUGAGCAUGACAUCCAGGAAGAACCGGGCCAAAGCACCUAGUCAGAGCCAACUGAGACACGAUCCUGAGAUGGGAGGUGGUGCGCCUGCUCGCAACAGCAGAUGGGGCCGGCCGAAUUUUGGCAGAAACCGAUCCAGCCAGCUCAUGAACGCCUCCGUUCCCAUGACGCAUACCGACAUACUCGACGACCCGUUGUUGGGAUACUCUUCGAACCGAUACGGCAACGUCGAUCGCGGUCAGAUGCACCAGGCCGUCGCCGGGUCUAGAGCCAACUCACUGACCGCACAGCAUCUGGACCAACUCAACGGACCUGGAGGCAUGGGCGGGCCGUACCCCAGGCGGGCUAGUCAGUCGCCCGGGCACCCCUACAGUCCAUCCAUCCGUGGAGGCAACGGGCGUCCGUCGCCGCCAAACGGCUUUGGAGGGCCCAACCCUCACGGACGGCCGUCACCUCCCAAUGGCGUACGCCAGCCGGUCCCUCGGUAUCCCCCGGGGCAGGGAAACUCGGUCGCUCCACAGCAGGUUGAACAACGUGUCGGGGUGAGCAAUCUCCAACCACCCAGAGUCAAGAACGUACGCAGUCUGACCGGAAGUGCGAGCGCCAGCGCGGGGAGUGGUGACUCUGCCAACCUAGACUCGGAACCGUCUGCGCAUAGUAGCCAGAGCAGCCUAGGCCCUCGAGCUCCCAUCGGAGUUCAGUAA